AUGGAAUCUUCAUCCAACUCGGACGACCCGCCAGCCAACUCGACAGCGUCAACAUCUGCCGCCGCUAGCUCCUCUACAGAUGACGCCACCAUUGCCCAGUUGGGACCGGAUGUCACAGCUUGCUACAAUUUUAUUUUGGAUCAGCAACUGGCAAAAGAUGGAGGUGGUACCAUUGCGCCCAUUGAUUCGUGUCCGCACAUUGCUGAACACGUAAAGGUUACGGCCAAGGAUGUCUCCGACUACUUUGCUAAUUCCAAUCUUGCCAUGUUGGAAAUACCCUGCUGCAUGCCACCAAAUCAAAAGAAGCCAACGGGUGGACUCAAGUCCGAAGUUGUUGUAGCAACAGAGGAAGAAGGCAGCAACGACGUCAAGGAGGAGCACUGUCCAUUGGGAGAGAAUUGGUUUUGCCUCGCUACGCAAAAGAUAUUAUGUUCACGAUACGUUAAUGGACAUGCCUUGCAGCAUUGGAAGGAUACGGCGAACUGUAUCGCUGUCAGUUUGGCCGAUCUCUCUGUGUGGUGUCAUGUUUGUGAGGCUUACAUCAAGGACAAGAGUGGCCCCGAAAAGGCUUUAGUCUUGAAACCAAUAUUGCAAGCACUUGAAGACAUCAAGUUUGGAGGAGGAGGAGGAAAGGAAGCAGGCGCCAAUACUACAGGAGCUAAAACAUGA
Cylindrotheca closterium is the source of this 669-nucleotide messenger RNA. The record is from the annotation of a GenBank genome assembly. Lineage: Eukaryota; Bacillariophyta; Bacillariophyceae; Bacillariales; Bacillariaceae.